Messenger RNA from Drosophila ananassae, 6660 nucleotides. RefSeq names its product integrator complex subunit 6 (gene IntS6). Gene Ontology annotation, biological process: snRNA 3'-end processing. The transcript is spliced from 4 exons. Bases 771 to 4808 code for a protein of 1345 amino acids. Lineage: Eukaryota; Metazoa; Arthropoda; Insecta; Diptera; Drosophilidae. Gene Ontology annotation, cellular component: integrator complex. The record is from RefSeq and is a predicted model, not a curated record.
GUUGUAAAGUGAGUGGUUUUCCGGCUAAACAACACUGAUAACUACCCUGAACACAACACUGAAAAUCCACACUGAAAACAACAGUCCCCCGGUCCAUUUUUGUCCGAAAUUUUGAACCGAGAGGUUGGCUCGGGACCAGCACACCGUGGAGAAGAAGAAGAAGAAGCAGGCAGCGAACGGCGGACAUCGGCCACGGCGACGACGCAACAACAGUGACGACGACGGCGACGUGUACGUGUGUGUGUGUGAGUGUGAGUGCAGUGCAGUGUGCGUGAGUGAGUGGAGCAAGCGGGAAGAAGUAUAGGAAGGCUUUUGUUGUUGUUGCUACUGCUGCUUAUCCAGUCCAAAUGUCAGCUGUUUCACGCAACAUGUACCAUAAAAGCGGCACAGCCACAGCCAAACGCAGAAAAAGAGCUUAUCGAUCAAGCCCCGCAGGACAAGAGAAAAAGCAAAAACAAGAGGCACCCGAGCGCUGCUAACAACGUAAACAACAACAAUACCUAAAAUACACACAAAAAUAAAAAAAAGCAACAAACAAACAAAACGCAGCCCAAAACAGAGACACAGAGAGAGAGAGAAAGAGAGAGAGAAGAAAGUAAAACACAAAAAUCAGAACAAAAUUACAAAGAGAAAGAUAGCAAGCAUAGCUGCGAGAAGAAAAAGAGCGAGAAAGAGAAGGAGAAAGUGCAACUAAGUGCAUAGAAAGAGAAAGAGACAAAAGAGAGAAAGAUAACGAGAUUUGGAGGAAAAGUGGAGGUUCCAUCACCGCCAUGACAAUCAUACUCUUCCUGGUGGACACCUCGUCGUCCAUGUGCCAGAAGGCGUAUGUGAACGGGGUGCAGAAGACGUAUCUGGACAUUGCCAAGGGCGCCGUCGAGACCUUCCUCAAGUACCGGCAACGCACCCAGGACUGCCUGGGCGAUCGCUACAUGCUGCUGACCUUCGAGGAGCCGCCGGCGAACGUCAAGGCCGGCUGGAAGGAGAAUCAUGCCACCUUCAUGAACGAACUGAAGAACCUGCAGAGUCAUGGCCUGACCUCCAUGGGCGAAUCACUGCGGAAUGCAUUCGAUCUGCUCAACCUCAAUCGGAUGCAGUCGGGCAUCGAUACUUAUGGCCAGGGCCGGUGUCCCUUCUACCUCGAACCCUCGGUCAUUAUUGUGAUCACCGAUGGCGGACGGUAUUCGUAUCGGAACGGUGUCCACCAGGAGAUCAUACUGCCGCUGAGUAACCAAAUACCAGGCACCAAAUUCACCAAGGAGCCCUUCCGCUGGGAUCAGCGCCUGUUCUCAUUAGUUCUCCGGAUGCCGGGCAAUAAGAUCGACGAACGGGUGGAGGGCAAGGUGCCGCACGAUGAUUCCCCCAUCGAACGGAUGUGCGAGGUGACGGGCGGACGGUCGUAUCGCGUCCGGAGUCACUACGUCCUCAACCAGUGCAUCGAGAGUCUGGUGCAGAAGGUGCAACCGGGUGUGGUGCUGCAAUUUGAACCCCUGCUGCCCAAGGACUCGUCCUCCAAUGCCAAUUCCGUUGGGAACUCGGGAGCGGGCUCCGGUUCGGGUUCUGGUUCUGGCUCUGGCGGCAGCGGUGGCAGUGGUGGUAGUGGUGAUCCUGCCCCAGACAUUGUCUUCCAGCCGGUGAAGAAGAUGAUCUACGUACAGAAGCACAUCACCCAGAAGACCUUUCCCAUCGGCUACUGGCCCCUGCCGGAGCCCUACUGGCCGGACUCGAAGGCCAUCACCCUGCCGCCCCGCGACGCCCAUCCCAAGCUGAAGAUCCUAACGCCCGCCGUCGAUGAGCCGCAGCUGGUGAGGAGCUUUCCGGUGGAUAAGUACGAGAUCGAAGGAUGUCCACUGACACUGCAGAUCCUGAACAAGCGGGAGAUGAACAAGUGCUGGCAGGUGAUAGUGACGAAUGGUAUGCACGGAUUUGAGCUUCCGUUUGGGUACCUGAAGGCGGCGCCCAACUUCAGCCAGGUGCACCUGUACGUGCUGGCCUACAACUAUCCGGCUCUGCUGCCCCUCCUCCACGAUCUGAUACACAAGUACAACAUGAGUCCACCCAACGAUCUCAUGUACAAGUUCAACGCCUAUGUCCGCUCCAUACCCCCCUAUUACUGUCCCUUUCUGCGCAAGGCCCUCGUUAACAUCAAUGUGCCUUACCAGCUGCUGCAGUUCCUCCUUCCGGAGAACGUCGACAACUAUCUGUCGCCGACGAUAGCCAAUCAGUUGAAGCACAUCAAGAACACCGCCAAGCAGGAUCAGGAGAAUCUAUGUUUGAAGGUCUAUAAGCAGCUGAAGCAACCGAAGCCACCAUAUCGCCAGGUGGAGACGGCCAAACUGUGUACGGGUACGGCUCUGAGGAGGGAUCUGGUGAGGCAUCCCUUGCUGAGGGACACCUUUGCCAAGUUGCAUGCGGAGAUCGAGCCGGUGGAGAACUAUACCAUUGUGGUGCCUCAGCUGACGCACCAAGCGUCGGCCAAGACGUACAGGAAUCCCUUCGAUAUACCGCGACGGGAUCUUGUGGAGGAGAUCGCUAGGAUGCGCGAGACCUUCCUGCGACCCGCCUCGCUGGUGGCCAAGGACUCGGGCCACUGCCUGCCCAUCGCCGAGAUGGGCAACUACCAGGAGUACCUCAAGAACAAGGACAAUCCGCUGCGCGAGAUUGAGCCGACGAACGUGCGCCAGCACAUGUUCGGCAAUCCCUACAAGAAGGACAAGCACAUGGUGAUGGUGGACGAGGCGGAUCUCAGUGAUGUGGCGCCGAUGAAGUCGCCCAAUGGCAACGGACCCGGCGGUGCUCCGCCCGGUUCGCCCUCCGGCUCCGGGUCACCGUCGGGACCGGGUCCCUCGUCGCCGGGUCCACCGGGCUCGGGACCAGGACCCGGGCCCGGAAUGCCCGGCGGGAUGGUUGGUGGCGGCGGAGGCGGUAUGAGCGGACUGAUGAUGGGUGGUGGCGGCGGCAAUCCGAGCAAGAAACUGGACGGCACUGGCCGCGGACGGAAGCGCAAAGCGGGACCACUGCCACGAGGAUUUGAGUUUCGUCGCCUGUCGACGGACUCGCGAAGUUCCUGCUCCAGUUCCAUAUCGUCGGCGUCGAGCGGUGACCUGGGAUCCCCGGGCUCUGGGCUGGGUAGUGACUCCUCGGGUGCCGGACUGGCCGGCGAUAGCUCCUCCAAUUCCAUGGCCUUUGACGAGGACAGCAACAGCAGCUUUGCGAGCUCCAGCUCGGAGGCUUCCACUGAUUCCGGCAUGUCGCUAGACCGCCACUCGGACCGCCUCGGCUUCGACUUCAGCGAGGAGGAGGCCAGCGACCAGGACACGCCCCUCAACGGCUACGUGCACAACUUCAUCAACGGCAUCAACGACGAUCCGAUGGUCGGAUCGGCCGAAACGGAAGCCGGUUCCGCUGCGGGAGCAGCUGCCGGACCGCCCGGUUCCGCCGCCUCGGGAUCGACUGCCGCCGCCGUCGCCGCCGCCACCGCCACAACCACCGAGGCCUCGUCGAUAAUCACGGCCUCAGUGGCCACUGCGUCCAUAACCGCCACACCCGCCGCAAUCCUGCCCAGCAUCAGCAGCAGCAGCAGCAGCAAUGGCGGCGAUUCGUGCCCGCCCAGUGUCGCCUCUAACGCCACAGCCCAUCCCGGGCCCAGCUCAUCGGGCGUGCUGUAUGUGCCGCAGAACGGCCUGACGACACACGCCGCCUACAGCAGCAACCUCAGCUCGCCGCUGGACAACCUGACCUCCAUGGGAUCGACGGGAGGCACUGGCCUGGGACUGGCAACCCUGGCGGCCCUGAGUGGGAACAGUAAGCCCGGUACCCUGUCGCUAGCGAACGGAUUCGGACAUGGACACACAUCAGUGAUAUCGCCGCCAUCGCCUCUGGCAACAGUGCCUCCGAAUCCCCUGGGCCUGGGCACCAGCAACUCCAUCUCCAGCUCCGGAGCGACUGGCAGCAACUCAUCCUCAUCAUCAUCAUCGUCGUCGGCGACGACAACGACGGGGGGAUCGGCCAGUUCCUCCUCCUCCUCCGCCUACUUCAGCCACAACGACAUCAACGACGCCUCGGAGAUCUCCCGGAUACUGCAGACCUGCCACAACGGCACCAGCGGCAGUAGCGGGAGCAGCUCCUCCGGCGCCUCCAGCGGCAGUAGCAGCACCAGCAGCAGUAGCCUGAACGGCAAUGGAAACGGAGAUUCGGGCAGUGGAGGUGCCGAUGGCGAUCAUUUGGGAUUUGGAACGGGGAACAGUUUCGAUGCCCUGAAGAGAGCUGCCGGAACGGGGACGAGUGCCGGCAAUCCGCACUACUACUGGGCCAGUGGACUGAAUCAUCACCAGAAUCACUCACCCAGUGGAGGAGGCAGUGGCGGUGGAGGAACGGCGGGGAACUCAACAGCAGGAGCCGGAGGAGGAGCUGGAGGAGCGACAGCAGCCACCAGCAAUAAUCACCGGAGCAGUCCCAGCAAAAUCCCAGCCGAUAUCAAGGCCAGUUCCAGCUGCUCAUCCUCGCCGACGCACAACAAUAAUGGCGACCUAAGUGCCCCAGUGACGAAUCCGCUCAUCCUGACCGACGAACAGCGCGAUGCUGCCCGGAAGCACAAUAUCGAUCUGCGGCUGCAGAUCUUCCGGGAUAUACGACGGCCUGGCCGGGAUUACAGUCAGCUGCUGGAGCAUCUGAAUCUGAUUAAGGGGGAUCAUGAGAUGCAGUCGGAUUUCGUGGAUAAGUGCAUUGUGGAGUCGUUGCGCUUCCGACGGCAUCGGAUGGUGUCCUGCAUACAGGAGUGGUGGGAUCGGAAACAGCAGCUGGCAAGUUAGCGAUGGCUACUACUCUUUGGCAAGCACCACUGAGUCCUGGCCAGGAGCGGGAGCCGGCUCAUCCAACAAUCCAUCUGUCUGUGAUGUCAUCGAAAUCGUAAAUCGUAAAUCGUAUAUCGAGAAUCGAUAAUCGAUAAUCGAAAGUGAAAACAAAACAUUGUAUAAGAGAAUGCGGAUAAGCGGAUAAUCGGUUAACUGGAUAAUCGGAUAGCCGGAUAAUCGGAUAGCCGGAUAAUCGGUUAACUGGAUAAUCGGAUAAUCGGAAUAGGAAGGAGUUCUCGUCAAUUUCCAAAAUAAAUUGUAUAUAAUAUCAAGCAGAACAGGAACAUGAACAGGAACUGGAACAGGAUCAUCCCGGGAUAUAGUAAUCACAUCCUAUAUCCUCACAUCAACCAAAACCAAGAAUAUAACACCACAACAACAAAAACAAAAAAACAAAACAACAAAAAACAAAAAAUGGGGGCAAUUUCUUAGCAACUUUAGGUGGUUAGAGAAAGAGAAAGAGAGAGAGAGAGAGAGUGUAUAAGAGUGCGAUGGGGAGAUCGCUGAAAGGAAUAAAAAGGAUGAAUAAGGAUGUAGAAGGAUGUGUAAGGAUGUGUAAGGAGUGUAGGGACGAGGAAUCCAAAUCAGGAUAGGUUCAACUCGCCAGAAAAACAGAUAUAUAUGUAAUUAUAUUAUCUAUGAUAUAUAUUUUAUAUAAGUAUAAACUAAUUUAGUUUACUAAUGUCGAAAGGAUAAAAAAAACAAAAAACAAAAGAAAAGAAACCAACACACACACACACACCCUCACAUACACACACAUACAGAUUUUUGUAGAAGCCGUUUCAGUUUUUGAUUUUUAAGAUUAUUUUCUCUUCUCCUUAACAUAAUUUUUUUUUUUUUUGUAAUAUUUUUCUUAAACAAUUAUUAAAAAAAAUAUAUAUAUUAUUAUUAUUAUUAUUUGCUCGUGUGCGCUUAAGACCAUUUAAUUAUUGUAAUUUAGAAUUUAAAAAAAAUAUAUCGAUUUAAGUGUAUAGUGUACCACAAAAACAACAACAACAAACAGAAACAAAAUAAUUACAAAAAAAAAAAUACAAAAUUUAGGAGAAAAGCUUAAGCUUCUUGAGCCACGUUUUAGCCAAUUUUUGUUGGACCUGUUUAAAAAAAAAAAAACCAAACAAAAAAAAACACAAAAAAUAACAAUCUUCGCUUUGAUUUUUAACAAAACGGAUAUAUACAAGAUUAAAAAAAAAAAAAGAUACAAAACAAAAAAAAAACACACAAUUAUACCUAUAUACAUAUACAGAUAUUUAUUGCCUAAAAAAAAAAGAAUCCGGUCAGCGUUUUAAUUAUCUAAGAGAUGAAAAAAUAAGAAAAUAGUCGUAUUAUUAUCAUCCAGUACUUUCGGUUUCCAAAUGCUUACACCAAUAAUUAAUUAUUUUUUUUUUCGAUUAAUUAGCUCUUAUGUUAUGUACUAUAUAUUCUUUUCGAUUAAAUAAUUUUUAAACAAAUUUUAAUGUGAGUAAAAAAAAGCUAACACCACACUUAAGCGACAAAAAAUGAGAAUGAUAAGCGAAAAAAUAAAACAAAAAAUAGGACCGUUUGUUAAACAAAAAAAAAAAAAACAAUACAAUUUCGCACUAUUUUUUUACGUGUAUGUUUGUAUGCAUGAUACGGUUUUCAAAGCAUCCUGAUGAGAGAACCCUUUAUUAGUAGCUAGGCAGUGGGCAGCGAUUUUAGGACUGCUUCGGGAUCCAUUCUAAAAAAUAUGUACAAUUUCAAAUGCGUAUCCAACAAAUUUCAUAAGACAUAACAAAAGCAAAAACAAAAACAAAACAAAAACAAACAAACGGAAACAAAACGAAAAAUCAAA